Molecule: messenger RNA, 666 nt
Organism: Glarea lozoyensis ATCC 20868
Lineage: Eukaryota; Fungi; Ascomycota; Leotiomycetes; Helotiales; Helotiaceae
Exons: 2
Coding region: 1-666 (221 amino acids)
Source: RefSeq, a predicted model, not a curated record
AUGGUUCUCGGCAUCCUCACUUCGAUUGCAGCUUGUCCGGCGAUUAUUGGAACAACAGAAGCCGUAAGAUCAGGUCAGAAGCAAAAUGCAAGAGAACGGCAUAGAAGUCGCAAAGCAAAUCUAGUUGUCUCAUGUCAAGAUCCAUCGCGAAAAGCUCGUGAUGUCCAUGGUGGAACGGUGGUGUUAAGAGACAACAAACUUUUUGUGACCACCGUAAAUCCUAAAUCAAAAUUCCCUGAAGAUUACGAGAAUGAUAGCGAGCGGAUACAAGGCUUUGGCCAUCUCUUUGCCGGUUACUUUUUUCCAUAUCCCGAAAGUAAAUGGGGUCGUCGGGGUGAAGGAUACGUCUCAACCGUUACCGACGAUCCUCCACAGCUGAACUGGAUAUACGUGGACAAAGAUACAUAUGAAGUAAAAUAUGGGCUUAGGAAAGACGCGGAGGGACAUUUAACAGGGCCCUGGAACGUCACACCGAUCGAUCGCAGAUUAAAUUUUGAUGGCUGGGAAGGGUUUAUUAUUGUUGAGGAAACCGAAGGAGUUUGGGCUCUAUAUUUUGAUGUUGAUGAUGAUGGGCUCGAAACUAAAGUUGGCUUGGAUAAACGGAUUAUGGAGAUUGAGUUAACAAGAAGAGAGUUGAGGAUGAUGAAAGGAGAUUGUAUUAUUUGA